Molecule: messenger RNA, 3690 nt
Organism: Aureobasidium uvarum
Lineage: Eukaryota; Fungi; Ascomycota; Dothideomycetes; Dothideales; Saccotheciaceae
Source: the annotation of a GenBank genome assembly
AUGGUGACAAACGAUCCGAUUUAUGAAAGAGCUAACAGUCCUGUCCGACGUGGCUCGCCAGCAACAGAGCUUGCCUCUCACAUCGGCUCUGUCAAGAAUACAGAAAUACUUUCCGAGACCCAUUCCGACACUGACAUGAUCUUCACGCUCACUGAUCCCCCUCCAGCCGAGCCCGUCGUGGUUCUGACACAAAGCCUCUCUGAAUGUGCUCAGCAGCAAGAUACGAGCAUCGAGGACGAGGCUCACGCCCAAUUCGAGGCCUUGAGUACUGAGUCUGCCGACGUCUCCAUGCAAGAUGCAGCUGCUCCAGAUGCUUUGCCUGAUGACAAAAGCCAGGAUCCAGUUGCGGAGGUACAACUUGUCCAUGCCGCGUCUCGUGGAAAUCUUGAUGAACAGCUUCUCAUCCAGGCCCAACAUGCGGGUGACGAUCAGCGCCUCAACAAAGAGGAAUACUCGAUUCUGGAACAGCAAUCUACAACAACUCAGCAUCCUAUCGAAGAAGACCCUCCUAUCGAGCAGCCUCAACUCGCCCAGGCGAAACAAGCAGCUGUUCCCGAGGCACAUAAUCUGGGUGCUCACGAAGUAGCAUUGCCUAACGCAGAUCGUAAUGUGCAGGGUCCACAGACUCCAGCAGACACGAUGCCACCUACUCUUGUGGACGCACAACCAUCUGUACGCGGAGUUGUUGGCCGCUCCGAUUCUCCGAGAGUGGCCAAAAACAAAAGGAAGCCAUCACAACCUGGCUCGAUUGCACGGAACUCAAACUCGACGGCCAAACCUAGGACCAAUUCUUCGUCAUACACAGCUGCCCAACUGUACCAGCUGGCUGAUUACUUGAAAGAGCAGGAGCGGCUUCAGGAGAAUCAGGACUGGGUAAAAGAUCUUGCCGCCAAACAGGCAGAGCUGGAGAAGGCCAACCGCCACAGGUUGAGCCUUCAGACCGAAUGUGCACAUCUAAAAGCCAGUCUCAAAAGGUAUUCUGGAAUAGCUGAGAAGCUCAAGACCAUCAUCAAUGCCUACAACGGCCUGGGUCAAGAUAUCAAGGGACUCCAAACCAGCAGAGCCAAGUAUGACAAGGCAUUCAGAGAGCUCAAGUCCCAGGUUUCCGCCAACCUGGACGUGGUCACUAGCCUUCCGGAACAAAUUGCAAGAAUCGACAAGUUGAAGGUCAACAGUGUGAGCCUCAUCAGAGAAUGCAAGUCUUCUAUCAUGACUUUGAGAAAAGAGAAGUCUGAUCUCGAGAGACGCCUCCUUGAAACUUCCAGAUCGCUGGAACAGGAGAAGUCACGCCAAGCCGCCUUCGACAAGCGUAUCCAGACUUUCCAGACAGAGAGUCGUUCUACCGAAGUGAUGCUCAACGGAUGCAUCAGCAAGAUCAGUGAUCGCUUGGGCGAAUUCAAGACCUUCAUCGAACAAGGCACUUCUUCGCAUGAAACCUCUCGAGAAACUCUUGAGCUGAUGAAGAAAGAGAACGAAGUCAUAUCCGAACAAGUCCGAUCUUCUGGAACGAACAUGGAGACGGUGAAGACCUCAGUGGAGAAGCUAUCCUCCGGCCUCGAAAAGCACGUCAGAAAAUUGAGGAAAGCCAACAAUUCCAUCUCGAAAGCUCGCACAGAAAACGAGAACAAGGUCGUGACAGCUCUUGAGAACAUCAAGGCUGAAUUCAAGUCUUGGGAAGAUCUUAAGGAGAAGAACGCCGCCUUACGAGAACGUAUCGUUGAGGAGGAACAGAAUUCGGAGUCAAGCAAGGAGAAGAUCGAGAAGCUUGAACAAGACUUGGCCAACAGAACCAACGCCGAAGCGGAACUCAGAAACAGGAUCGACGAACUACAGUCCUCGCAGGCCACUCUGGAGUCGCACAAAGUCUCUGCGGAAGCCGACAAGGCCAAGUUAUUGGAGCUGACCACGUCUGAAAGCAAUCUGAAACAGGAGCUCGAGAAGCUGAAGAGUGAGAAGGCCGAAAGUAUGGCUACCAUUGCGUCAAUUGCAGAGCAGAAGACUACCAUCCAGCGCGAAAAAGGAGAUCUCCAGGGUCAGGUUAGUGAGAUCACCAAGUUGCUCGAAGAUGCACGACAUGCAGUUCCCGACUUCGGUCCGGAAAAGGCCAGAGUUGAGGCAGAUGCCAAGAAACAGAUUGAUGAGGCUGUGAAUGAACACACGAUCGAAGUUCGCAAGCUUUCUAUCGAUUUCCGCAAUGACAUACUCAGGCUCCAGAAAAAGAAGGAAGAGGUCCAUCGUGAGCUCUCGGCCAGAGACGAUACUGUCAAAGACUUACGGUCUCAACUCGAUCGCAUGAAGCAAGAAUACGGCAAUCGUAGUCCCGCCGCCUGGUCAGAAGAGUUGCAGCAAAAGAACGCCGAGAUCGAACGCCUGAAUCAAGAGAACGCUGAGGCAAGUUGUCGCUCAGAGAAACUGCAACAAGAUCUCGAUGCGACACGCCGAUCGGCGGAAGACUCCUCGAGGAGAAUAACACAGGAGUUGCAGCAGAGAGAUGCUCGGAUCAAGUCACUGAAAGAAACGAGCACUACCACGGAGAACAAUGUCAAGUCCUUGGAGCAAGGUCUUGAAGAAGCCAAGCGCUCCAAUGAGGUCACUGUCAACACUCUACAAGAGGAUGCAACUCGCAAGUCCCAAGACGCCGAAGACCGGCUCAAAACCAUGGAGACGCGUUUGACGGAAGCAAAUUCGUCGAAAUGUGCCCUUGAGACUAGCUUUGGGGAUCUUGAGAGAAGAUCUACUGAUGAGGCCGAACAGCGACAGAAAGAAAUGUCGGACUUGCGACAAAGCUUAGAGAAUGUCAACAAUCGUCUCAAGGAGAUGGAUGAACGUCACACUCAACAGCAAGAGGCGAUUCAGCAAAAGCACUCAGAAAAUGAGAAGCUGAAGCAGGACAUUGAGAAACUCAAGCAGAAUCAUAUCAAGGCCAUCACAGCCACCGUACAGAUUCCCAACUCUCAACCACAGGAGGACUCCCAGGACCAGGCAUCCACUCCACCUACCAAGAAGGUCAGAAGAGCAGUCAACAGAAAUGCUCGCUCGAUCUCGAAGCCUACCAGCUCAGCCAUGUUCACCAGUGCGACUCAGCCCACAAGUGACAUUCCCGAAAGUACGCAGCCAAGAAGCACAGGUGCAUCUAUCUUCGGACCUUUCAGUGAGCCCAGGAGUAAAAGCCAUAACAGCAACCGUCUGAACAGUCCUCCACAGGAAGAAGAGGAAAUGCUGGAUCUGGACAAUUCGCAUUUGCAGUUUCCAAAGGCCAACUCAAGACCCAACACCUCGCACUCGGAUUCGCAGAGGACCUUCAGUCUUGGGUCCCAAGAGGAACUGAAUGAAGAAGAGGUCAGCCUCAGAAACCAGACCAACCAAUCACAGGCACAUACGCUACCUCAACCCCCCAAACAUGUCUCAUCAUCUUCGUCUCUGAGCGAGGCUCGCGAACUUGGUCCAACUUACAGAGACGCGGCGCAGUCUGUAUGGGAAGAGACACAGAGCCAGAUGGAUCGUUCGCAGAGCAUUCAGCAGGAGUCCCAGGAGUCCCAGGAUAUCGAACCAGGCAUGCAACAGCAGUCACUGGGUCUAAGCAACCCCUUCGAUGAACUGGCUAUGACAUCGCAUGCAUUUGAGACACCCAUGAAGGCAAGCGGCAGGAACCUACAAGGUGUAGGCAAGAAGCUCACACCCAGACCGUAG